AUGUCGGGACCAAUUCGUAAAGGCCUGGCAAAUAUCCUCCAGAAAUCACCGAAUGAUAUCGUAAUCUUAUCAUCACUCCGCACACCCAUAACGCGCUCCUACAAAGGACAUCUCAAAGAUGCCUAUCCCGAAGAACUCCUAGCCGCGGUGCUGCGCGCCACUAUCGCAGCAAACCCCAAUCUCGAUCCUGCCUUAGUUAGCGACGUUGGCAUCGGCGUCGUGCUCUCAGAGCUCGGGGGUUCAAAAGCAGGUCGCAUGGCUAUGAACCAUGCUGGCAUCCCCACCACCACUUCUUUCUAUACCGUAAACCGAGCCUGCAGCUCAGGACUCAGUGCCAUCACCAAUGUGGCACAGCAAAUUUCUACGGGCAUGAUGGACAUCGGCAUUGGAGGCGGUAUGGAGAGCAUGACGAGGAACUACGGGUCAAGAGCGAUACCAGUAGACCUGUGGCCCGAGUUGAAAGACAGUCCAGUUAAGGAUGCGAGGGAUUGUAUUAUGCCUAUGGGGCUUACGAGCGAGAAUGUGGCAGAGCGAUACGGAGUCAGUCGUGCGGAUCAGGAUGCAUUUGCAGUCAUGUCCCAUCAGCGGGCCCUCAAGGCGCAAGAGGAAGGAUUGUUCGAUAAGGAGAUUAUCCCGGUGCAUACAAGGUACCAAGAGAUCAAUAAAAAGGGAGAUAAAGUGGGAGACGAGACAAUGAUCACGGUUACCAAGGAUGACGGCAUACGAGCAAAUGCGUCGUUUGAGGGAAUGCAGAAAUUGAAACCUGCUUUCAAAGAGAAUGGCACUUCAACCGCAGGGAAUUCCUCGCAGAUUUCCGACGGAGCGGCAGCAACGCUGCUGAUGAGACGAAGCACGGCGACGGAGCUGGGCUUAUCAUCGUCGAUUAUCGGGAAGUGGGCGGGGACACAGGUUGCUGGCUGCAGGCCGGAUGAGAUGGGUAUUGGACCUGCUAUUGCGAUUCCGAAAUUGCUCGAAUACACCGGCCUAAAGACGGAAGAUGUUGGGAUUUGGGAAAUCAAUGAGGCGUUUGCAAGUCAAUCUAUCUAUUGCGUGAGGCAGUUGGGUCUGGAGAAACAGCUAGAGGAAGGGAGGGUGAAUCCUAAGGGCGGUGCUAUUGCGUUGGGUCAUCCACUUGGAGCAACAGGUGCGAGAAUGUUGGCGGGACUGUUGCCAGAGUUGGAGAGGCAGGGGCUACAAACUGGUGUUGUGAGCAUGUGCAUUGGUACAGGUAUGGGUAUGGCGGGAUUAUUUGUAAGAGAAUAG
This is a messenger RNA of Venustampulla echinocandica, 1263 nucleotides long. RefSeq names its product putative 3-ketoacyl-CoA thiolase B. Gene Ontology annotation, biological process: fatty acid beta-oxidation; phenylacetate catabolic process. The transcript has a single exon. Bases 1 to 1263 code for a protein of 420 amino acids. NCBI's taxonomy places the organism in Eukaryota, Fungi, Ascomycota, Leotiomycetes, Helotiales, Pleuroascaceae. Gene Ontology annotation, cellular component: peroxisome. Gene Ontology annotation, molecular function: acetyl-CoA C-acyltransferase activity. The record is from RefSeq and is a predicted model, not a curated record.